Pseudonaja textilis is the source of this 1023-nucleotide messenger RNA. It is a transcript of the gene CDCA7L, whose product is annotated as cell division cycle associated 7 like. Gene Ontology annotation, biological process: regulation of DNA-templated transcription. Gene Ontology annotation, cellular component: nucleus. NCBI's taxonomy places the organism in Eukaryota, Metazoa, Chordata, Lepidosauria, Squamata, Elapidae. The record is from RefSeq and is a predicted model, not a curated record.
AUGCUGGAAUUUGUUGAAAUAUUUAAUGUCCCAGAUGAUGAUGAUUUUCUUGGUUUGGAACUUGAUAUUCCCAUGGAAACAUUGUCAUUGGAUGACAGAAAUGAGUAUGAUAAUAUGCCUGGAACAUCAAGGAUGGCAAUGGAAUUGGAAGGAGACAAUAACCCAUCUUUAAUUGAGGAAGAAGAAAUGGAAACCGACUCAUCUCAUAAGAAAAGAAGGUUCAAAAUUCAGGGGACAUCACAGCUUCCUAAAAAGAUAGCUACAAAAAAUACAAAUGGGAGAAACGCAGAUCAAGAUACUUCUUCUGAAUCUGAGGCAGAUGAGGCAUCAGAUGAAAACUCUAAUGUACUUUUGAAAAGAGAUCAGAAUAUAAAAGAAAAUAAAGCUGUGCUUGCACAGUUACUAGCUGACCUAGAGUCUUCCAUACCUGAAAUAAAUAUUCCUUCCUCAACUAAACGAAAGAAAGCAUCAAGGAAAAGAGCUUCAGGAGAACCAAUACAGCAUCGAACUAAUCCAACUAGGAUUGCUCGUCCCCCAGAAAACUUCGCUGUGGAAAAAAACCUACCUGUGCAAUGGGAUGAUAAUGAAACAUAUCACAGCUUAAUAAAGAAUGAGCCCAAAAAAAGAAAAACAUCACACACAGAACCUCCACCAGAUGUAACAAAUGAAGACUUAGAACAUAUUGCAUUUACCCAUAAAGGGAAGAUCUACCAUAGGAUUUUGGGAACCACAUGCCAUCAAUGUCGCCAAAAGACAAUUGAUAAAAAAACAAUCUGCCAUAAUAAAGACUGUGUCGGAGUGCGGGGACAGUUCUGUGGACCAUGUCUCCAUAAUCGCUAUGGAGAAGAUGUGAAAGUGGCACUUAUGAAUCCAAAUUGGUUCUGUCCACCUUGCCGUGGAGUGUGUAACUGCAGCUACUGUCACAAACGUGAUGGUUUCUGUGCCACUGGAACACUGAUCCACCUGGCAAAGCUUUAUGGUUAUACCAGUGUAAAGGAGUACCUUGAAAGUAUGCCAAUGUAG